Acanthocheilonema viteae is the source of this 1131-nucleotide messenger RNA. The record is from the annotation of a GenBank genome assembly. Lineage: Eukaryota; Metazoa; Nematoda; Chromadorea; Rhabditida; Onchocercidae.
AUGCCACGGAGCGGGAAAAUGCGCGAAGUGAUAAGUUUACAUGUUGGCCAAGCCGGUGUUCAAAUCGGUAAUGCGUGUUGGGAGUUGUACUGCCUGGAGCAUGGUGUUCAACCGGACGGAAUGCUACCAAGCGAUGAAAGUCUCGGUAUUGAAGACUGCUCUUAUAACACAUUCUUCAGUGAAACACAAGCUGAUGAGGUGCGCAGUGGGACUUAUAGAACGCUGUUUCAUCCGGAACAGCUCAUUUCUGGAAAAGAGGAUGCAGCAAAUAAUUAUGCUCGUGGACAUUAUACUAUCGGAAAAGAAUUAAUUGAUGUAUGCAUGGAUCGAAUUCGAAAACUAACGGAACGAUGUAAUGGCUUACAAGGAUUCCUGAUAUUCCAUUCGUUUGGUGGCGGAACGGGCAGCGGAUUUACAUCAUUGAUGAUGGAACGACUAUCCGUUGAUUAUGGGAAAAAAGCAAAGCUUGAAUUUAGUAUCUAUCCAGCACCACAAAUAAGUACAGCAUCACUACGUUUCGAUGGUGCACUGAAUGUGGAUUUGACCGAGUUUCAAACAAAUCUCGUGCCCUAUCCACGAAUUCAUUUCCCACUUGCUACUUAUUCACCAAUUAUCUCAGCUGAGAAAGCUUUCCAUGAACAGUUAUCGGUUUCGGAAAUCACCAAUAAAUGUUUUGAACAGGGUAGUCAACUAGUAAAAUGUGACCCACGAAAUGGUAAAUAUAUGGCUUGCUGUUUGCUCUAUCGUGGAGAUGUCGUGCCAAAGGAUGUAAAUUCAGCUAUUGCGAUGAUUAAGACAAAACGUACCAUUCAAUUUGUCGAUUGGUGCCCAACAGGUUUCAAAGUUGGAAUUAACUAUCAACCACCAACUGUGGUACCUGGAGGUGACUUGGCUAAAUUGCAGCGUGCUGUUUGCAUGCUCUCUAACACAACGGCUAUUGCUGAAGCAUGGGCCAGACUAGAUCAUAAGUUCGACUUAAUGUACGCCAAACGAGCUUUUGUACAUUGGUAUGUCGGUGAAGGAAUGGAAGAAGGUGAAUUCUCGGAAGCACGUGAAGAUAUGGCUGCACUUGAAAAGGAUUAUGAGGAAGUUGGUGCUGAUUCAUUUGAUGCGAUCGAGGAUGAAUACUAA